CCAGGGAGCGGAAUGGCUGGUCGGCUCGCCCGCGUUCCAAGACACAGUGGCGGUUGCGUCUGCUAACAUGACCACGGAGAUCUACAACGAGAUCCGUGGUAAGGUGCUGCACCACCGCCCUGACUUCCCCAUCCGCGAGCUGGCGUUCUUCGAUGGGGAAGAUAUCGACGAGCAGGGUAAGAGCCUUGCUCCCCUGGCCGACACGACGGUGCGGUUGAGAUGGGAUCUCAACGAGGAGGAGGUUCCCGUCUGGCCUCCCUCUGUUGUAGAAGAGGGGGAGGACCCUGCGGGGCUGCCUUCCUUCGAAGGAUGGGUGGAAGGGGCUCCUGUUGCUGAGCAGGAGCCAUCCAGUACUCCACCCGACUCUCAGCCCGCCGAGGUGCCAGCUCGAUCUCCCGUUACGGCACCAGCUUCUGAGGUCGCUGCUCGCUCGCCACCAAGUCGCUCCUCUCCGCCUGCAGCUGACGCGUCCAUGCCCGUCGAUUUGACGGAUGAUUAGACUUAGGACUUUUUCUUUUAUUCCGUUGUAUUUUCUUUUGCAUUUUGUAUUUGAUCAAUGAAUUCAUAGCAUGUACCUUCAAUGUAAAUGUCUUUGAUUAAAUACAAAAUGAACUUUUCUUCGAAUUUGUGUUGUAUUUUCGAUAUACCGCUGUUUACAACUGGUCGGUAACGACUUGAACAUUAAUGACGUAUAUGCUAACUGUAAGACUUCCUAAGAUUAUGUAUGUUUCAAAUAUAAGGUAACUGACGUC
This is a messenger RNA of Rubroshorea leprosula, 752 nucleotides long. NCBI's taxonomy places the organism in Eukaryota, Viridiplantae, Streptophyta, Magnoliopsida, Malvales, Dipterocarpaceae. The record is from the annotation of a GenBank genome assembly.